AUGACAAUGAACGCGCGACCACAGCACGCGCCGCAAGGCGCGCAGCAACCGGCGCCGACAAAGGCAGAGCUUCAGAUGGCGAAGGCGCAGGAGCUUAUGCGGAAACUGAACAGGCCGAACCUUCACGAGAAGCAGCCUGCCCCGGAAAGCGACAAGAAAGAGAAGAAGGACAGACCACGGCUAUCGAAUCAUGAUCUGCAGCAGCUCGUGAACCCUAAUCUUUCUAAGAUGAAGGGCCCUCCGGCUUUGUCGCAGAAGAUUCAGAGGCAGUCCUCUGGGAUGACGUGUCAACAGAACGGUCCCGCGUGCCAUCCGCCGCAACAUGCGGCGCAGUUUCAGCAUCAAAACAGGCCGUUGGGUCAACACGGACCGGGAAUUAAUAUCGGGGAAGCUUCCCCGCAGCUUAACAAAAACACGUCGCUGCCGGUUGGGAGGAGAAACGCGGCCCUUCAGGGAGCUUCCGGUCCGCCGAACCGAAGCAGCGCCGCAGGGAUGGUGGGCACGAACCAGCAAGGUAGGUUCGGAGGCCCUACGGGGCAAGCGCCUGGACCUGGAAAUUUGGGUCGGAGGGUGAGUCUUCCGGCCGGGUUUUCAGGGGAAGCUGAUGCAGGGUAUGGCUCGCCCGCGCAGCUGCCACCGCAAUUGUCGCCGCACGGGCCGCCGCAGACAUCGCCGCACGGGCCGCCGCAAGCAUCGCCGCACGGACCGCCGCAGGCGUCGCCGCGAAGUGCGGCCCCGCCACCGCUGAAGAGCCCCGUGGGGGCGGGAAUGCGUUCCCCCACAUCCUCCCGGAGCGAAUUUGCGGGGGGCGGAGGAGGCGGGAUGGGAGUAGGAGAAGGGAUGGGCGGAGGAGGAGGGAUGAGCGGAACGGGUGGGGAAACGCGCUCGUUAACCAGCAACAGGUCACUAACGAGGAUGCUAGAAUGCAAGGAGGUUAGUGGUGAUAGUAGCCCGCGAGUUUCGGGGGGCAGGUCCACCCGGGAAGGGCAACUACGGCCAGAAAUUCGUCGACGUGGUUCGAUUGAUGACGAGCGCUUCGGCGCGGGUUGUGAUUAUAGCGAGCAGGGAGGCCCAAACCCAUCUGCGGUGGGAUACGCGGAAGAUGAGGAUAUGUACGGCGGAGCGGAGUCGGCGGAAGGGGAAGAGGGGGAACACGGGGAGGAGCGGAGUGAGCGGAGCCCGAGGGACGAGCGGAACGUCCGCGGAGCAGCGCCGCCAGGCGCACUCAGGUCUCCGCACGCGGCCACGUCCCCCAUGUCCCCUUCCCCCCAUGGCGGGAGUUCUUCCGUCAGCGCAUCCUUUUCCCCAGCGUCCCCGUCCGCGCGCCUUCCCCCCCAGCGUCCCCACCGCCGGGGGAGCUCGAACGUCGACCAACUAUUAAGGACGUCCUUAGAAGAUCUCCAAGCCGACUCGCGGAAUUGCAGGAGCCUGUGCAACUCCAAUAGCAGCUCGCCAAGUGUCAGCCGCUGUAACAGCGUCGACGCUACUAACGACGUCCCCUUUAACCCUACCGGCGAGGCUAAUAACGGGGAUGGAGCAGCCGCUGCCGCCGCUCGAGGAAGGUCCAGGCUCGGCCCGAGCCGGCAAGGCAGCCUCGUCUCCGGCUCCGCCGCCGCCGCAGUCGCCGCCGCCGCCGGCGCCGUUAGUGCUGGGGCUGGCGCUCCGGCGGGAGUCGCGCGAGUUUCCGGCGCUCCGCAGCCCGUCGCGCUAAGCGCCGCGGCUGCGCGCAAGUCGCUCCAGAACUUGCGGAAGAACCCCGCGACUGGCGGCGGAAGCGGAGUGGCAGGGCCGGAUUUCUCGUCCUCCGCACCGGCCGGCGCGCUUCCCUGCCCGCGAUUGGCGGCAGGGCAACAGGCGCCGCCAGCUGCGCGAUGCGGCAAAGCCGCGGUGGCGCGCACGCAGUCGUUGGAUUGCUCAAGCGGUGCGCAUCUGGGGAAGCUCGUACUUAAAUCCCGCGCCGCGUCGGUCGAUAUGGCAGGCGUGGCCGCACAAGCCGCCGCAGCAGUAGGGGCGGCAGCAGCGGGAACAGCGGCGGCGGCGGCGCCCGGAGCGGCGGGAGCGGCGGGAGGGCCUCCGGUAGGGGGGAAGGUCCCCAAGUCCUUCUCCGCAACUGGCGCCGCGUCUUUCGGCGGAAAAGCCUCUCCGCCCGUGACGCGUGUCGCGCGCUCGCUCUCCUCCCUCUCCGGCGAGCUCGCCACUUCUUCCGCCGCUUCUAGCGGAAAUAGCGGGAUUGGUUCCAUCGCCGCCGCGGCCGCCGCGACUGCCACGCUAGACGACGAAGUCUGCAGCGUGGAGGAGAUCCGAUCCGCGUUUUACAAAGCCAAGGGCGGCGGGAAGGGGAUUUUAGGUUUUGCGAUGCGCGGACUCUCGCAACUGUCGGGGAUGCUGGGAGGAGGAGGCGGGUUGACGGAAAACGUUUUGGGAAGGGAAUUUUCCGCGAUUGAGAAGAAGUAUUUUGUCAUGAUGGAUCAGGAGCUUGGGGCGGGCCAGUUUGGCGUGACGCGGAUGGCCAAGUGUCGACAAACGGGGAAGCAAUUUGCCUGCAAGUCAAUAUGCAAGGCAAAUCUCAAGAGCAAAUCGGACUUGGAGGAUAUCAGGAGGGAGGUUUCGAUGCUCGAGACCUUGAGGCCCAACCCUAGCAUUGCGCGGCUCGAAGAAGUGUUUGAAGAUGAGGAGGGUGUUCACAUGGUGAUGGAGCUAUGUGCUGGAGGAGAGCUCUUCGACAAGAUAAAGGAGAAGAAACGGUAUGAGGAGAGAGAAGCCGUCCCGGUCAUGCGAACCAUCCUCGACGUUCUCGCAUUCUGCCACAUGCGUGGCAUCGUGCAUCGCGACAUCAAGCCCGAAAACGUCCUCCUUACAAGCCCGGACUCGAUAACCGAAUGCAAGCUCAUUGACUUUGGCGUGGCUACUGUUGUGAAGCCCGGUGCGAAGCCGUUGUGUGACUUUGUCGGGUCGCCAUUUUACGUCGCCCCGGAGGUGAUUGAAGGGAGCUAUGGGAUUCCAGCAGAUGUGUGGUCAGCAGGGGUUGUGCUUUAUGUGUUGCUCUCCGGGGUUCCUCCGUUUUGGGCCCGCACCGAUGCUGGGAUUAUGAAGGCGAUCAAAGAGGCGAAGCCGUGCUUUAAAGGGGAGGCGUGGCGCGAUAUAUCGUUGGAGGGAGUGGACCUUAUACGGAGGAUGCUGACGCGGGAUCCGAAGAAGCGACUAACAGCCCGAGCUGCCCUUGAACACUCAUGGUUCUCUGUUUGGAAUGACUGA
Messenger RNA from Closterium sp. Yama58-4, 3255 nucleotides. NCBI's taxonomy places the organism in Eukaryota, Viridiplantae, Streptophyta, Zygnematophyceae, Desmidiales, Closteriaceae. The record is from the annotation of a GenBank genome assembly.